GGAUUGCUUGGGGAGAGUUGAGGUGAGCCUUGUGUUCCGACGCUUAAAAGGUCAUGGCUUCCGGUACCGUGGCUGCGGCUCCCAACUCCUGCUGCUUCCAUGUUUCUUCAGCAAAACCCAGAUUCCACUCCAUUCUGAUGAACCACCCUCCAAAAUCUUCUCUUAGGAUGAGAGCUCAGGGGCUGGGAAUCUCUGAAACCUUCUCCGAUUUAAGAAGACAAGGAAGAGUUGCAUUUAUACCGUACAUCACUGCUGGUGAUCCUGAUCUAUCGACAACAGCAAAAGCCCUGAAGCUACUGGACUCUUGUGGUGCUGAUAUAAUCGAGUUGGGGUUGCCAUACAAUAAUCCUAUUUUGGAUGGUCCUGUGAUACAGGCAUCAAACAAAAGAGCCUUGGCUGGCAAGACAAACAUGGAAGCAGUCAUCUCCAUGUUAAAGGAGGUGGUUCCACAAAUCUCUUGUCCGAUUGUAAUGUUCUCAUAUUACAAUCUAAUACUGGCCCGCAGAAGUGAAUGGUUCUUGUCUGCAUUGGAAGAUGCUGGUGUCAAAGGGCUUAUUGUGCCAGACCUUCCAUUUGAAGAGAGUGCUGAUUUGAAGAGAGAAGCUGCCAAGAAAAAUGUUGAUAUGGUUUUGCUCACUACACCUACUGCCACAAAAAAGAAAAUGAAGGCCAUUUCUGAUGCUUCCGAAGGAUUCAUAUACCUCGCAAGUUCUGCUGGAGUUACUGGUGUAAGAGACACUGUGAAUAGACAAGUCCAGUUUCUUCUCAAGGAAAUCAAAGAGAAAACUGCAAAGCCUGUUGCGGUUGGCUUUGGCAUAUCAAAACCAGAGCAUGUUAAACAGCUUUCAUUGUGGGGAGCUGAUGGUGUUAUCGUCGGAAGCGCAAUUGUUAAGCUGUUAGGGGAAGCUAAUUCCACAGAAGAUGGAUUAAAGCAUGUGGAAUCCUUUGUGGCCUCUUUAACAGCAGCGCUUCCUCAUGGGGAUCAUGGACUUGGAGAAGAACAUGCUUCUUCCUUCAUCUUGCAACAGAGGAGAUAAUUGUGGCAAGUACCGCGAUCUGCAUCUUCCUCAUCUCUGCAUAGGCAUCACUGAGGACGUCAGAAACUAGUCAACAUUCCCAUCCACUUGUGGUCACUGUAGAUUGAUGAAUGAGUGCUAAUAUCCAAGUCUAAAGUAAAAAUAUUAUGAAUAUUAUUUCAUUUUGAGC
Molecule: messenger RNA, 1206 nt
Organism: Musa acuminata subsp. malaccensis (wild Malaysian banana)
Lineage: Eukaryota; Viridiplantae; Streptophyta; Magnoliopsida; Zingiberales; Musaceae
Product: tryptophan synthase alpha chain
Biological process (GO): L-tryptophan biosynthetic process
Cellular component (GO): cytosol; chloroplast
Molecular function (GO): tryptophan synthase activity
Source: RefSeq, a predicted model, not a curated record